Messenger RNA from Physella acuta, 1479 nucleotides. Its product is annotated as N-alpha-acetyltransferase 80. NCBI's taxonomy places the organism in Eukaryota, Metazoa, Mollusca, Gastropoda, Physidae. Gene Ontology annotation, molecular function: acetyl-CoA binding; N-acetyltransferase activity. Gene Ontology annotation, biological process: protein acetylation. Gene Ontology annotation, cellular component: cytoplasm. The record is from RefSeq and is a predicted model, not a curated record.
ACUGUCGAAUUCACAAAUUAUGAAUUACUGAAAAGUAGAAAAAACAACAACUAAAUAGCUGCGUAUGAUACACCGCGGGUCGGCUCGUAGUAAUUACUGUAAUACUUACUUAACUUUAACUUAUUACUAUAUAAUAUAAAUAAAUGAAUAAUAAACCUAAAUCAAUGGCUAAAUAUAUCAAUAUAUUAUAAUAAUAGUUCAAUAUAGGCAAGAAAUUAACUUUAAACAGCAAUGUUUGCUAGCAGGAUUUGCUAUAUAAAAAGCGGCCAUCUGUAAGUUAGAGUGGCUUCCCCUGAAUCUCGCACUAUAAUUGUAUAAUUUUAUAAAAAAACUUCAACAAGAUGGCUGCUAUAGUAAAUGAGCGCAAUGUUGCAUCUGUUUGAAACAUCGCUAGUUUUCAUUUAUUACUGAUAAGCUUUAAUUCAAUUGUUUAAAAACAGCAAUCUCAUUAGACCAGUACAAGCAUACAUAAAUAAAAGACUGGCAACAGUGUUUUAAUAAAUAAAAACCAUGGAACUUGUACCUCUUCAUCAUUGCAAAGAGUUCACAGAAUCUUGCACAGAAAUACUAAAUUCUUUCUGGCCCAGAUCUGUAGCAGCAAGAGAGCAUAGUCUCCAUCAGUCAUGUGAUAGUAUGCCCAUCUCAUUAGUGCUCAUUAAUCGCCAACACAAUAAAGAUGCUGAGGUUAUUGGAUAUAGCAGAAUUGCUGCUGUACAGGGAAUAUUACAAGCCUGUCUUGUGGAAUCUGUGAUCAUACGAGAGGUUGAUAGAGGCAAAGGUUUUGGAAGAGUUCUCAUGCAGUUGACUGAAGACUUUGCAAGGAAUAAAUUGAAGAUGAAAGUAAUUUAUCUAAAUACAAUAGACCAGCAAGCUUUCUAUUCUAGACUGGGCUAUUCAAGGUGUAAUCCUGUCAUUAGUCUAGGUGCUAAUGCUCAUAGAAUACCAGAACACAUGCUUCAAAGGCUCUUGGGGUCUGAAGGAAAUGUGAGAAUUGACAAUCAACAACUGAGCCACUUAGAUCAACGUAAUACAUUAAAAUCUCCUUCUGUGUGCAAAGAAGGGGUGCCUCCACCACCACCACCACCUCCUCCACCACAACGAAAUAUUUCUUACAACCAUGCUGUAGUGAGAAUGGACCCAAAUUCUGUGUUUUGGAUGAAAAAAGAUUUGUGAUAACGUUUAAAUUUCUGAUUUAUUUGAAUGAUAGUGGCAGCACCUAUUACUGAUUUUACCCAUGUGUGGUUAUAGUACUUUUAGUUAUGUUAUACUAUUCCAGUUUUUCAUACAGUGGAAUUGUCAUCACAGUGAAAUCUCUUCUUAGGUGGUACACAAAUAAAUAUGAUACCUUUUUUAUUCUUUCACCUUUUAGUGUGAGCGCAACAGUGUUUUUUUUUACAAAUUUUAUAUAUACUUACUUUUUACUAACAAAGAAAAUAAACAGUCCUUAGUUUAACAUUUCAUUAAACUAAGGCUGAAAAA